Heterostelium album PN500 is the source of this 996-nucleotide messenger RNA. It is a transcript of the gene phaZ, whose product is annotated as polyhydroxybutyrate depolymerase. The transcript is spliced from 5 exons. Bases 1 to 996 code for a protein of 331 amino acids. The record is from RefSeq and is a predicted model, not a curated record. Lineage: Eukaryota; Evosea; Eumycetozoa; Acytosteliales; Acytosteliaceae.
AUGUAUAAAGAUUUAAAUGUAUUAUUAGCAAUAUUUAUAUUAAUACAAUAUUGUAUUUGUAUUACAAAUGCUGGUUCUGUAACAGUGAGUGGAAUCAGCAGUGGUGCUUACAUGGCUGUACAAUUUCAUGUUGCGUUCAGCUCAGUUGUUCAAGGAGCAGGUGUCAUUGCUGGUGGUCCAUACUAUUGUGCUAAUAACGAUGUAUUGAUUGCAACGACAUCGUGCAUGGCAGAUCCAUCGUUGAUCAAUCUCACAGAGUUGUAUGCUGCAACCGAUUUCGCAGCGAGUACACUUACGAUCGACCCAACCUCCAAUUUGGCAAGCACCAAGGUUUGGAUCUACUCUGGAAUGAAAGAUACGGUGGUAGUGCAAGGUGUCGUAAAGAAACUAGAGACGUACUACCAACACUAUAUAGAUGCAUCACAAAUCAAUACGACCUACAACAUUCCAUCGGAACACUCGUUCGUCACUGACAACUUUGGAAACAACUGUAGCUACUUGGGACCAGACUAUAUCAACAACUGUAACUUUAACUCUGCCUACAACUUGCUAUCUUUUAUUUUGCCAACCGAAAUCAAUCCACCAUCUACUACCAACUCUUCAAAAGAAAAUUUUGUCGAGAUAGAUCAAUCACAAUUCAUACCAUAUGGAACAGCAUUGGAUGCUGGCUUAUAUGAUUAUGCAUUCGCUUAUAUACCACCACAGUGUCAACAAAGAAACAAAGGAGUUUGUUCAGUUCAUAUUGCAUAUCAUGGAUGUUUACAAACAAUACCAUUAAUUGGCGAUACCUUUUAUGUGAACACAGGAUACAAUGAGAUUGCAGACACCAACAACCUAAUAAUAUUGUAUCCACAGGCACAAGCAAACACUUUGAAUCCCAAAGGUUGUUUCGAUUGGUGGGGUUACACUGGUGCAGAUUAUGCCAGUCAACUAGGAGUACAAAUGUUGACCGUCAAGAAAAUGUUGGACUACUUAAUAUCAGAAUAUAAUAUUUAA